Messenger RNA from Culex pipiens pallens (northern house mosquito), 634 nucleotides. RefSeq lists its product as uncharacterized. The transcript is spliced from 2 exons. NCBI's taxonomy places the organism in Eukaryota, Metazoa, Arthropoda, Insecta, Diptera, Culicidae. The record is from RefSeq and is a predicted model, not a curated record. The coding region runs from base 1 to 594 and encodes 197 amino acids.
AUGUCUACUUUCUGGAUUCAUAUAAAAACUAAGGUUUUUCAAUUUCAAAGCACAGUUCAGCAGAAACUUCUACGCAAACUUGAGAUUCUCCAAAGAUCAACCAUCCGUGAAACAAUGAAGGUCUUUAUCGCUCUGUUUCUCGCUACCCUGGCCGUUGCCGCCCAAGCCGGAUACGUCCAAAGCAGCUGGCCAGCUAGCACCUACGGAAUCAACUCCUGGAACGGUCUGAAUGCCUGGAAUGGCCUCAACUCCUGGGACGGUCUGAGCUCGUGGAACAACUGGAACGAUCACGGAAUCUCUGCCUACCCGUACGGAUACAACAAGUGGUCCUCGGCGGCUUGGCCAGCGGCUUCCCUAUACAACGGCUACAACGGAUGGUACGGAGCCACCGGUAAGACCGUUGUCCAGGCCAACGUUGCGAAGGUCAGCCCGUGGGGACUUCCGCUGACCUCGUACGGCUACGGAUACAACAACUACCUGGGAGCUGUUCCAGCAGCCAAGUACGUCGCCGCCAACCCCGGCUCGGUUCAUGUUGCCCCGCUGGUCGGACACGCCGUCAACCAGAAGCUGAUCGUCGCUGGACAUGGAUAUUAAUUUGUACUGCUUGACUGAAUAAAGAUUUGACGAAACUGUA